Messenger RNA from Rotaria socialis, 2796 nucleotides. The record is from the annotation of a GenBank genome assembly. NCBI's taxonomy places the organism in Eukaryota, Metazoa, Rotifera, Eurotatoria, Philodinida, Philodinidae.
AUGGAGCACGUUCGUCGUUUAUUUGCUAAAACGAUUGCAUAUCAUCGAUUAACUGAAAAACCUUCAUUAUUAACAUUUGGCAAUUUUGCCAGUACGAUUAAUAUGAUUUCAAAUAGUCCAGAUCAUGCGAAAAAAAGUAGCGUCCUAGAAAAACUUGGACAAAAAAUAACCACGUUUAAAGAAGAUGUGGUCGAUAAUUUUGAACGUCGUAAACAAUCGCAAAAUAAGACUAUUCAUAGUCAAAUACAUUUUAUUACCCAUACAGAUCAAUCAGAAGAUUCAUUAGUUAUCGAAAAAAAAUCUUCAGCGCCAAUUGAAAUUCCGCAAAAAACUGCUUCUGAGGAUGAAUGUUCGAUUGGGGAACGAUCGAAUUCAACAUCUCAAGUAACAUUAACAAGUGCGAUGAAAACAACGAACGACCCAUCGACACCUGUCAAAAGUGAAAACGUUUUUAGUAAUUCGUUUCAAGACAUUUUUUCCACAGACAACAGUGAACAAGCAAAAGAGUUAAUAAUCAAUAAUGUACGAAAUGGAGUGAAUCGUAGUUAUAGUGGAGCACUAAGUGAAAGUGGCUCAGAUGAUUCUGCUAUUAAAAAAAACGAUACUGUUGAUACAAUCGUUGACCCUACUGUUAAAAAUAAACGAAAAGCAACUAUGCUAUUAGCGGGACCGAAAUUCCGUUAUCAUACUACUGAACCAGAGACUAGUUUCCAACGAGAUACAAUUUAUCCUGUAUCGAUUGUUGUCGGUAUAACUUCAAUAGUAACAAUUUUAUGGAAACCAAUAUCUCCGUUGAUUAGUGGCUUUAUUCUUGGUUUUCUAUGCUCAUCGGCUAUUGCUUAUAUUAUUAUACGAAUCUAUCUUAAUGCCAAAGCUGAAGAGAAAACAAUUUAUGAAUGGAUAGAUUUUCCUGAAUUAGAAUCUGUAGUCACUGAAAAAAUCAAUAAAAUCGAUAAAAAUAAAACUUCUCCAACAUGCUGCGAAAUUAUUUUUGGUCGAUUCGAUGCUGAUCUAGAUCAUGAAUUUAUUCGAUAUCCAGUUGUCAUUCGUCUUGAGAAUGAUCAUCUGAUUAUUCAACUACCAGCCAAAGCAAAAUCAGAAGAGAAAAAAGAAAAAGAAAUCAAAUUUAUCGGAUAUCGAGAAUAUUCAAUAAAAGAUGUGAAAUUGAUACUCGUCCCCGAAGGCACAUUAGGACGUGUAAAAUAUUGGGUAAAUGAAUAUCCCAUUGUAAUAAACAAUGUACAAAGUUUAGAUACACAAAUAACCAAUAAACAAGCGUAUGAGAAAUCAAAAUUGGAUCUUGAUGAUUUUUUUAAUAAUGUUCAGUCGAAUUUAAGUAUUUUUUUUGAAACUUGUCCUGAUAAAGAAGAUUGGUAUUACAAAUUAUUAUUCGCUGCACGUAAAAAUAAAGAAGAGACUGAACCGCUUCAUCGUUCAUUAAUCAACGCAUCAUCAACUCCGCAAUUGUGUUCACCGGCAUUUUCACCAGUAUUUCAAUCGAUGGUGUCAAGUCCUUCUGAUACACAAAUUCAAACAUUAGGUACACGUACGUCUUCAAAACAAUCUAAUCUAAACAACGUGGAAAAUCGUGCACGAAAAAAAUCGAUUGAAAGUACGGGCUCAUCGAAUCUUGAUACGACAUCACUGGAAAAAUUUCAAACAGAACCAUUACGAAGUCAAAUAAAUGACGCUGACGUCAGUAGUGAUAUGACACAAGCCGGUAUUGGUGUCCAAGAAUUACGUGCAGAUAUAUUAGAAAAAGAUAAGAAAUCAAAUGAUAAAGAUUCAGAUAAAGAUUCUACUGGCACACAACAACGUACAGGAUCAAUUAAGAAAAAGUCGCGUAAACAAGAAGAAAACCUUCUUCGUAUACUAAGUUCGCCUGAUUGCCUUAAUGAAGCAGCCUUAACAUUAAAUUUUCUUGUACGUCGACUUUUUUGUGACGUUUUUCAAGAAUCGUUCUUUAAAGAUUUGUUAAAAGAAAAACUGGAGCUUAAAUUGAAAGAACUUGCUGUGAGCGUACUUCAUGAUUUACGUAUCGAAACAAUUGAUAUUGGCAAUACAUUUCCUGUUAUUCUUAAAGUUGAACCAAUGCAAUGGAACCCUAAGGGGCUUUGGAUUAAUUUAUUUGUUUGCUAUCGGGGCAGUUUUAAAGUUACUAUUCGAACUCGUAUAGUUCUUCAAACAUUAUUUUCUACCAAUGCAUCUGCUGCUGAACAACCUAUACGUUAUCAACAUUAUUCAGGUCAACUCGUUCCUAACGAUGAUGAACAACGUGUAGACAAUGAGGACUCUAUUUCGCGUCAAAGACAAUCAAAUAAAGAUCCUGAUAUAUUUGAAAAUGCGGCUGCAAGAAAAUUGGGCUCAAUAUUAUCAAAAGUGGCAGGAAACAAACAUUUUCAACGAUUUGCUGCUUUAAAACCAGUUGCUGGCGUUAUAGAAAAACUAUCCAAUGCUGACGUGGGCGCAAAUAUUGAAUUAACAAAUCUAAAUGGAAUUAUGACAAUUAACAUUCCACCACCACCAAGUGAUCGUAUAUGGAUUGGUUUUUCGGAAAUGCCUGAUUUAAAUCUCAAAGUAACGCCCGUAUUUGGCGAAAGUAAAUAUUCCUAUACAAUAAUUCAUGAUUAUCUUGAAUCACAAAUUCGAGACGAAAUUAAACGUGUACUUGUUCUACCAGCAAUGGAUGAUCAAUUAUUGCCAUUCUUUCGCGAUUGGGUUCUUGAUAUGAUGAGUGACCUAUCUACGAUUUCAUCAAACAAAAACCUUAAUCCAGCUGAUGGUGCCGAGUGUUAA